AUGUCGUUCACCCCGGAGCUCAAUAUGGCAGUCUGCGAAUUCAAUUUGGAUUCAGGAUGCAAUGCCAAAGAAUCGCUCAUUGAAAUGGCGAACAACAAGAUCUCAUUGGAAACUUUCAAAGAGCACAAUAUCAAGGCACUCACCAUGAAAUAUGUCAACUCAGAGAGUAUGAUGUGGGAAGCAAGAAAAAUUGUUAGAAUUAUUUCUCGCCUUGAAGCGGAUGAACAUCAGUCCAGAGUUGCUCCAAAAAGGUCAAGAAGUCCUGGAUCUACAUCCCCAUCUGCAUCGAACUCUUCAUCUUCUUCAAGUGAACUCUCAUUUGAUAUGUUCUCGUCUAAAAGAACCGUCCCAAUGAAAGUCACUUCAAAGCCAAAAAGAGUGAUUGCUCAAGCUUCACGGACCAUGAAGCCACAUCAGCAAGAGUCUCGUCAAGAAUCCGCUGAAAAAGAUCGAGCCAAUGAUGAGAAGUUGAAAAAGUUCAUUGAGAGCAGAAAACUGAAAGAGCAAGCAAAGAAGGCUGCAAACAUCCAAAAAUGCAACGAAGUAAAGGAAGCUGUCAUGUUUCCAGCCAAGAGAAUGAAGAAACGUCAGCUCGAGCAGUACGCCUACAGAUUCAAGUAA
Messenger RNA from Caenorhabditis elegans, 621 nucleotides. It is a transcript of the gene T12A2.3, whose product is annotated as TPX2 domain-containing protein. The transcript has a single exon. The record is from RefSeq and is marked reviewed. Bases 1 to 621 code for a protein of 206 amino acids. NCBI's taxonomy places the organism in Eukaryota, Metazoa, Nematoda, Chromadorea, Rhabditida, Rhabditidae.